Rotaria sp. Silwood1 is the source of this 1614-nucleotide messenger RNA. The record is from the annotation of a GenBank genome assembly. NCBI's taxonomy places the organism in Eukaryota, Metazoa, Rotifera, Eurotatoria, Philodinida, Philodinidae.
AUGGCAAAUAUAAAUAUCGAUCGAUUGAAAACAUUAUUUCUACCACAUGGUCUUAUAUAUAUUCUUUUGAGUUUAGUUAUCAUUUGUCUUCUUGUUUUAACUAUUGUCUAUGCUGUUUUAUGGCGUAACAGUCAAACUUCUUCUACCAGUAUUUAUGCAGUUGCAAAUGGAAUUAUUGGUUAUCCUAUUGAUUUACCUAAUGAUGGUCGAUAUGUUCAAUGGAGUUUUUUACAAAUGAAUGAUGUUUAUGAAUUAUUACCACUUGAUGGAGGACGAAAAGGUGGUUUAUCUCGUGUUGCUUAUAUACGAAAAUUAUUAAAACAAGAAAAUUCUAAUACUUAUACAAUUCUUUCUGGUGAUCUUCUUUCUCCAUCUGCUUUAAGUGUAUCAAUAGUAAAUGGAACAGCUUUAAGUGGAAAACAAAUGAUAUCAACAAUGAAUACACUUGGACUUGAUUUUGCAACAUUUGGAAAUCAUGAAUUUGAUUUAUCUGAAAAAGAUUUACUUACUCGAAUGAAUGAAUCAAAAUUUACUUGGAUUAGUACUAAUGUAUUUCGUCUUGAUAGUAAUCAAACAUUUGGAUCAAGUAUUUCAUAUAAAAUAAUUACUAUUGAUACUGUUCGAAUUCUUCUCAUUGGUUUAACUAUGGAUGGAACUGGUAGCUAUGCUAGAAUCAUCAAACGAUCAUCAUUAGUUAAUUAUGUUCAAGAAUUUUUAAGAUCAUUACCAAAUACAACAUAUGAUGUACUUGUUGCUAUAACACAUUUAGAUAUGGAAAUAGAUAUUGAACUUGCUUCAAAUAUUCCACAAAUUAAUAUUAUUAUUGGAGGACAUGAACAUGAUAAUUAUUAUUAUCUAAGAGGAACAAAAUAUGUACCAAUUUAUAAAGCAGAUGCUAAUGCUUUUACUGUUUAUAUACAUCGUUGUGCUUAUAAUUUAGAUACAAAACAUUUUCGUGUUUAUAGUAUAUUAGCACAAGUGACAUCUGAAGUACCAGAUGAAGAAAAUACAGCUGCAGUAGCAAAUUAUUGGUUUAAUUUAGGUAUGGAAGGAUUUCGAGCAUUAGGCUAUGAACCAAAUGCUGUUGUAUCAUGUUUACCUGCUGGUAUUGAACUAGAUGGAAGAGCUACAUCUGUUAGAAGUUCUAUAACACUUUUAACUGAAGCAAUAUGUGAAAGUAUGUUACAAUUAACAACGAAAAAUUCGACAACUAUUGGAGUUAUUAAUGGAGGAGCAGUACGUAUUGAUGAUAUUCUUCGAAACAAAAUUACACAAUAUGAUGUCAUACGUACAUUACCUUUUAGCAGCGUAGUUGUUGUUCUUUCUAUUCCUGGUCGAUUACUUGCUCAAGUUCUUACUACUGGUAUAUCUUUGAAAGGAAAUGGAAUGUAUCUUGCUUAUACUAGAGUAGAAACAUCAGAUGGUGGUAAAACAUGGUUAUAUAAUGGAACAGAUAUAUCAACAAGUGAUCUUUAUUAUAAUGUAGCAACAAUAGAUUAUGUACGUAAUACUACACAAUUAAAGAGUAGAAAUGUUACCACAUUAUAUAACACUAAUAUAACACUGGCAAAAUGUUUAUUAGAAUAUUUAAAAAUCAAAUAUCCUCCUUGUUAG